ACGCGAAUGGUGACCACGUUUUAUUUGUUUAUUUUCUAGAAGUUAGCCUAUUUCAGUAUUCAAAAUGGGUAAACUCGACGUUACUAUUUUGCGUUACUUGACGGGAGAAGAUUUUCGUGUUUUAACAGCUGUCGAAAUGGGUAUGAAAAAUCACGAAUUAGUUCCCGGUUCUUUAGUAGCGUCGAUCGCUAACUUGCGACACGGUGGUGUUCACAAAUUGAUGAAGGAUUUAUGUAAACACAGAUUGUUGACAUAUGAAAGAGGAAAACAUUAUGAUGGUUUUCGGCUCACGAACGCAGGCUAUGACUACCUCGCUCUCAAAGCCCUCACAAACAGGAAAGUAAUUGCAUCUUUUGGAAAUCAGAUUGGUGUCGGCAAAGAGUCUAAUAUUUACACAGUUGCCGAUGAAGACAAAACUCCAUUGUGUUUAAAAUUGCACAGACUGGGCCGCACAUGCUUCCGAAACAUAAAAGACAAGCGCGACUACCAUGCGCACCGCAACCGCGCGUCCUGGCUGUACCUAUCUCGCAUAUCGGCCACCAAGGAGUUUGCUUACAUGAAGGCACUGUAUGAUAGAGGCUUCCCAGUGCCAAAGCCGAUUGACUUCAACAGACAUUGUGUUGUUAUGGAGCUAGUGCAGGGUGGACCGUUGACCCAUGUCACAUCAGUAUCUGACGUAGAGUGGCUAUACGACGAGCUGAUGGGUCUCAUAGUGCGGCUUGGCAACUGUGGAGUGAUCCAUGGAGACUUCAACGAGUUCAACAUCAUGAUCGAUGAUGAGGGGCAUCCCGUCAUCAUUGACUUUCCGCAGAUGGUGUCUACGGAGCAUCCUAAUGCUGAGCUUUACUUCGACCGCGACGUGCGUUGUGUCCGCGAGUUCUUCAAGAAGCGCUUCGCUUACGAAAGCGAGGAUUACCCGAAGUUUUCAGAGCUCGAGAGAGACGAUCGGCUUGAUACUGAAGUAGCUUGCUCUGGAUAUAAACGGAAUAAAGUGCUGGAGGAUGAGCUGUUGGAGGAAAUGGGCAUCGGUCUCCAAGUGAGCGGUGAUGAAGGCAGUGAUGAUGAAGGUGAACAGAGUGAAGAUAUCACCACUAAAGUGUCUGAAGAUGAAAUCGAUACGCUUAGACGUCAGGUCGAAGCGUCCAUACAACACGAUGAAACUGUACACACCCUAGCUGCUAAAACUAAUAAACUAAAUCUAGACGAAGAAAUACCUAAACUAGUGCCUAUCGAAAAUUUAAAUAACGAAGAAAAAACUACAGAAGGUACAGAAAAAAUUGAAAAAGAUACAGAAGAUAAAACGGAAGAAAUAGAAGAUUCUGGAAGCGAUUUAGAUAAAAACUCUCAGAAGUACAGAUUAGCGAUGAUAGAAAAAGCAUUGUCGGACGUAAGGUCUAUGAGAUCGUAUACUUCUGCGAGUACUAUAGCACCAGAUGUGGUAAAGCAGCAAGUUAAGAAGAAUCUAGAACAAAGACAGAAGAAAAUGGAGAGGAAGAAGGCGAUUGCGAAGGGAGAAGCCAGUGCAGUUACAAGACAUAGAAGAGAUAAUAGAGAGACGAUAAGAGAAAGCCACGGGUUGUGGGGAUGGGAUGAAUAAAUAAAGAUUUAUAUAGAA
Messenger RNA from Colias croceus (clouded yellow), 1615 nucleotides. RefSeq names its product serine/threonine-protein kinase rio2 (gene RIOK2). Gene Ontology annotation, molecular function: protein serine/threonine kinase activity; ATP binding. Gene Ontology annotation, biological process: maturation of SSU-rRNA; protein phosphorylation. Gene Ontology annotation, cellular component: preribosome, small subunit precursor; cytosol; nucleus. Bases 65 to 1597 code for a protein of 510 amino acids. The transcript has 8 exons. The record is from RefSeq and is a predicted model, not a curated record. Lineage: Eukaryota; Metazoa; Arthropoda; Insecta; Lepidoptera; Pieridae.